UCGUUUGGUAAAUGGGAAUUAAAUCGGGGUGGGACUGUUUGGGGUGUUAGGGUAGCUUCCUGUCUUGAAAUUAAACGACUGCUACUGUCAGUUCAGCGUUCAGCGGGAGAUUGGAUCAAUUUUUUCCGCUAGGUGGUAACGGUGGAGGAGCCAUGCCUUUCCUCCAUGGAUUCCGAAGGAUCAUUUAUGAGUAUCAGCCGCUUGUAAACGCUGUCAUGCGUGUGGUUGGGAUAGAGGAAAAAGAGGGCGGUAAUGAAAGCAGUCUUGAGGAAGAUUCCAGUCGGUGCAGCUCUUUGGUGGCGCUUCUGGAGCAGGAGUCUCAGUCGGAGGUUUUUUUGGAAGGCAUCAGCUACGCCCUGUUUAAAGUGGCAGAGAGGGGACUGGUGAAUGCAGCCAACAUCCUCCUACGAUAUGGAGCUGAUAUAAAUUUUGAAUACCCUGUGUCAUACUACAACCCACUGCAUAUAGCUGUUUUAAGGAACAGGCCAAACAUGGUGAGGCUGCUGGUUGGACAUGGAGCAGACAUUGAAAAGAGGGACAGAAUACAUGAGAGCAGUCCAUUGGACCUUGCGAGUGAAGAGUCAGAGAGACUGCCUUGUCUGAUCACAUUGCUGGAACUGGGUGCUGACGUAAAUGCAAAGGACAAACAUGGGAAAACACCUUUGCUUCAUGCAUUAGCAAGCAGCGAUGGACUGACUGUGCACAACACGGAAAACAUCCAGCUUUUACUCAAGAGAGGGGCCGAUAUCAACGCUGCCACAGUAGACGGCGAAACGGUGGAGUCAUCGUUGGUGUUCCUGGUGAAGGAGGCUCUGGAGGCAAGCACGGAGGAUGCCGCUGAGAUUGGUAAAUUCUGCCUGAAAGCCACACAGCUACUCUUGUCCCACGGUGUGGAUCCCAGCUGCUGUCUGAACGAGGAUGGUGAGCCCUCUCUGACGCAGACAAGCCUGGAGCACUUCGACUUGCUCUUUCCUCUGGCUGUGCUCCUAAUCCAGAGUGGAGCCUCUUUGGUUUGCUCCCAUCAUAGUUCCUCCUGUUGGUCAGGUUACAGCCUGCUAUUCCAUAGGCUUCAAACAGCCCUGCAGCAGUGCACAGAUCACAGUCACGCAGCUGAGCUCCUGGAGCAAGCUGAGGCAUUGCUGGACUUAGCAAGGGUGAACGUCCCAAAACUGAAUCUGCCUCUGAGCCUGGAGCUCCCUGUGGCCGGUCUGGACUCUCACCCAUAUGCUCAGGCUCUUAUAGACCUACACAGUCGUGUAGUGGGGCGUGAAGGAAGCCCUCCGCCUCUACGUUGCCUUUCUAGGGCAUUCAUAAGGAGCUACCUACAGCCCUGGCCACUUGUGGACAGAGUGAAAGCACUGCCUUUACCAGACAGGCUGAAAGACUUUCUUCUUCCUGAGCUCACCUACACCCCAAAAGCUGGCUGGGACUGCUUCAAGCCCCAGCAGAGCCAGGCUUAAUAUAUACUGCUAAUUUCUGUAGAAUGAAAAUGUAAAUUUAACAGUUAUAAUAUGUGCCUUUUUGUGAAUUUUUUCCUUCUUACUCUGAGAUACAAUUUUAUGUUUGUAGAAUCUUUUUUUUGUUUUGUUUGCAAUGGGGUGUAAUUUCUGUACAGCAAGUAAGUAAGCAAGCAAGUGUAUGUAUGUGAAUACCUAAAAAUGCUGAAGUACAAAAUGAAAACCACCAGAUGGCAGUGUUGAAUCACAGCAGCAGAUGCCAUGAUCUAAGAUUUUUUUGUUGCCCAUUAAAGUUGAGCCAGCUAAAUUGAAUAUAUCUAUAUUUUAUCGCCUUUCACAUUCGUGAUGAUGCUGUAUUGUUUAAUUUAUGUAGUUUUUUCCAUAUUAUAUUGUAAUAAAAACAAUUGAGCAA
Messenger RNA from Girardinichthys multiradiatus, 1869 nucleotides. RefSeq names its product ankyrin repeat and SOCS box containing 6 (gene asb6). The record is from RefSeq and is a predicted model, not a curated record. Gene Ontology annotation, cellular component: BRCA1-BARD1 complex. The transcript is spliced from 7 exons. Lineage: Eukaryota; Metazoa; Chordata; Actinopteri; Cyprinodontiformes; Goodeidae. Bases 153 to 1460 code for a protein of 435 amino acids. Gene Ontology annotation, molecular function: protein binding. Gene Ontology annotation, biological process: protein ubiquitination; intracellular signal transduction.